UAAUGGUCUGCUCUUUAUGCCUGGAAUGUCGCUGCCUGGUUAUGUAACCAAAGCCAGCAGCAGUUUACACUUGGUUACAGAGGGGUAGCUCAAAAGACCAUGGUGGGAGAAAGGUGACGUCUCUUUCGGCAAAGCAAUAAAGGAGCGAGAUAACGAAAGCUGUAAGUGUCAUCGUCUGAAAGGUAGGAUAGGCUUGAACAGAGACGAAGAUGCUCUUGUGAGAUGAUAUUUUGUGGCUUUGUUCGUCUUUCCAACGGGAGCUCAUGUUGCUGCUGAGAUUGGAGACACUGGGUCGACAGCGGUGUGUGCGGUGUUGGUCGACUGAAAGCUCGAGUUUUGGUCUCGGCGAUGUAAUUGAGAGACUCGGUGGCCAAGACUUCUCGAAGAGGAAGUAAGACGGAAGAAACUACCGCUGCCAGCAUCACGUGCAGACCACCACCAGCAGGAGCAGCAGGACGUGGAGCGGAAGAUCGCGUCCUCAUCGGUUGCCACGGCUUCGACUUCCAAGGAUGCCCAUCUUUCGGAGAAGAUGGGGGAGGGCCAAAACCACCACGGAGGCCUCGGCUUCCGCCAACUUGCUGUCCAUGACCGCCACCAGCAGCGGCGGGCGCAGCCCCGCUCGGGAUUUGGAAAUCUGAGGGGCGCCGGCGGGGAGAUUUUGGAGGUCCAUGGGGGUAGCAUUGUGCGGUCCACCGGCCGGAAAGACUGCCACAGCAAGGUGUGCACCGCCAAGGGCCCCCGCGACCGCCGUGUCCGCCUCUCCGCGCACACUGCUAUCCAGUUCUACGACGUGCAGGACCGCCUUGGCUACGACCGCCCAAGCAAGGCCGUCGAUUGGCUCAUGAAGAACGCUAAGGCCGCCAUUGACCAGCUCGCCGAGGUCCCAGCCUGGACCCCCACCUCCACCUUGACCGCUGCCAUUACCUCCACAUCCCGUGUACCUCCACCAUCCAAUCAAUCCCCGGUUGCUGAACCAGAUGUCAGUAGUGCCUUCAGCUUUGGCGGUGGUGACGGUGGCGGCGGCGGUAGUGGGAGUAAUUGUCUUCUCCAGCCAUCGUUGGACUCCGAUGCCAUUGCCGAUACCAUGAAGUUCUUCAUCCCGAUGGCUGCUACUGGCACCGCAACUUCACCAUCCUCCAGCUCUCCGAUCCGCGUCCAGAACUACCCGCUGGGACUCCUGCCGCGAUCCACCACCCAAACUCAAGACCUCUGCCUCUCCCUCCAAUCAUUCCAAGAUCCGAUCUUUAACCAGAACCCAACUCCGUCCGCUCAUAAUUCUCUACUCGCUGGCUCCGCCCGCUUGGGUUUUGACCACCCCGACUCUGCCAGUUGGGCCGAACACAAGCAGCGAAUGGCUCCAUGGAAUGUAGCGGAGACGAGCGACGGUGUUGGCCAUGGAGGAUUUCCUUUCAGCGUUCCACCACCACAGGCGGUGCCGACGCACUCGGUGCUCUGCCCGAGCCAGUUAUUCUCUCAGAGGGGGCCCCUUCAGUCCAGUAACUCGCCUUCACUCCAUAGCUGGGCAGAACCCAUGGCGGCCAACGCCGAGAUCCAGAUGCAUCCGGGGCUACAUCACUCUGUUUCUUCCUCUACAUUCCAGCACGGGUUCAGGGCGUAGAGGAGCAUGGCGGCAUCUCCAACAAGCUGCGCUCUGUUUUCUCUGCUUCUCGCCAUCGAUGCAGUGGAAUGAAACAACUAGACCAUCUCCAAUUACUACGGCUGAAAAUUUGCGAUCUUUGCGUUAUCCAUAGAACUGCUUGGUUCGUGGCAGAAAGUGAAGCCGAGCAACAACAUCGCCUACAUCUGCUGGAAAUCCAUGUCUUCGGUCGGUUCUUUUCUUCUCUCUGUUCCUUGUCCAUUGGUUCCUCUGCCUUGUUAGUCUCAGUUGUAGUCGUCUUUGUUGUUGUGAUGUUCUGUAGUCACCUGGCAAUGACUUAAUAGAUUUGUUCUGUUCUGUCCAA
Molecule: messenger RNA, 1961 nt
Organism: Musa acuminata AAA Group (dessert banana)
Lineage: Eukaryota; Viridiplantae; Streptophyta; Magnoliopsida; Zingiberales; Musaceae
Product: transcription factor PCF5-like
Exons: 2
Coding region: 530-1618 (362 amino acids)
Biological process (GO): regulation of secondary shoot formation
Cellular component (GO): nucleus
Molecular function (GO): DNA-binding transcription factor activity; sequence-specific DNA binding
Source: RefSeq, a predicted model, not a curated record